Molecule: messenger RNA, 570 nt
Organism: Toxoplasma gondii ME49
Lineage: Eukaryota; Apicomplexa; Conoidasida; Eucoccidiorida; Sarcocystidae
Exons: 1
Coding region: 1-570 (189 amino acids)
Source: RefSeq, a predicted model, not a curated record
AUGAUCGCCGGACUCUCACUCAUUAGCGUUUUCUCCUUGAAGCGAAGGGAAAGGAGCAGGAAACGUUCAGUUUUUUUCCAGAGUGAUUUAUCUUUUGCACAGUCGUGGGAGACGAACUGGGCGCUCGGUUGUACGGCCGAAGCGGUGUGCGUCUCCCUGGAGCCGUUGGCCUUCACCUCUGGCACAGUAUGUGAAUUUCGGCCACAAGGUUCGUUGACUGAGUCCCUCAAGAGGGUAAUCGCGCGCAGGCUAGAGUAUAUCUACACAGAUAUUUGUGGUUUAGGGUGGACCCGGUUUUGUCACGUACUUUCCCUUAGAUACCGUAACCCGAGGAAUAGCUGUCGACUGUGGGGUGCCGAGUGUCACAGGAAUCCUCGUCGUCCUUUGUGUUCCACGGCCUCUCAAGAAAAGAUUCGGUUUCGUUUUUCGCGAAUUCGGCUGCAAAACAGUGCACGGCAGGAGAAGUCUAGCUUCCUUAGCUUGGACAAGGACGAGAGUAGUGGAUCCCUCGGCCGCACCGAUGCCGUAGUGUUUCAGCUCACACAUCACAAACUGACCGAAAGCUGCUGA